Molecule: messenger RNA, 417 nt
Organism: Desarmillaria tabescens
Lineage: Eukaryota; Fungi; Basidiomycota; Agaricomycetes; Agaricales; Physalacriaceae
Exons: 5
Biological process (GO): DNA repair; DNA alkylation repair
Molecular function (GO): cytosine C-5 DNA demethylase activity; ferrous iron binding
Source: RefSeq, a predicted model, not a curated record
UACAUAGGAGGCGACGGAUUGACCACUGAUUGGGAACAUGCCCCGACUGUGAUGCAUGAUGCGCUGACUCAUAUAAAGGAAUCCCUAAACUCCGUGUUCGAUAAUGUCCCUGAUUUUAACGAGCUGUUAAGCAUCGCGUAUCUUCCAGACCAAAAGAUGGCAUUUCACAGCGAUGAUGAACGAGGGGUAUAUCCAUUCGUGGUGGGCCUGUCUUUGGGGUCGGAUGCCGCGAUGAUGUUCCGAACCAAGGAUUCGUCUUUAUCAGGUACAAGGGUAUUCUUGACAGUGAACCUUAAACAUGGUGACAUCCUGCUCAUGGAGGGAGAAGAUUUCCAGAAUUGCUUUCAACAUUCGGUUACUCCGAUUGGAUUUAGAAUAGCAGCCACGGCCAGGUUGAUCGAGGGAGAGACCGAGUAG